AUGUCCUCGUUUUCUAUGACGGAGUCUUCGUUGUACUCGUUUUCUCUAGCGGAGUCUUCGUUUUACUCGUUUUCUCUGGCGGAGUCUCCGUUGUCCUCGUUUUCUCUGACGGAGACUUCGUUUUCCUCGUUUUCUAUGACGGAGUCUCCGUUGUACUCGUUUUCUCUAGCGGAGUCUCCUUUGUACUCGUUUUCUCUGACGGAGUCUCCGUUGUACUCGUUUUCUCUAGAGGAGUCUCCGUUGUCCUCGUUUUCUCUGACAGUGACUUCGUUGUCAUCGUUUUCUCUGGCGGAGUCUCCGUUGUACUCGUUUUCUCUAGAGGAGUCUCCGUUGUACUCGUUUUCUCCAGCGGAGUGUCCGUUGUCCUCGUUUUCUAUUACGGAGACUUCGUUGUACUCGUUUUCUCUGACGGAGUCUCCGUUGUCCUCGUUUUCUCUGACGGAGUCUUCGUUGUCCUCGUUUUCUCUGGCGGAGUCUCCGUUGUCCUUGUUUUCCCUGGCGGAGACUUCGUUGUACUCGUUUUCUCUAGAGGAGUCUCCGUUGUCCUCGUUUUCUCUGGCGGAGUCUUCGUUGUCCUCGUUUUCUGUGGCGGAGUCUUCGUUGUCCUCGUUUUCUGUGGCGGAGUCUUCGUUGUCCUCGUUUUCUAUGACGAAGACUUCGUUGUACUCGUUUUCUCUGGCGGAGUCUCCGUUGUACUCGUUUUCUCUGACGGAGUCUCCGUUGUACUCGUUUUCUGUGGCGGAGUCUCCGUUGUACUCGUUUUCUCUGACGGAGUCUCUUUUGUACUCGUUUUGUCUGACGGAGACUUCGUUGUCCUCGUUUUCUCUAGAGGAGUCUCCGUUGUCCUCGUUUUCUCUGACGGAGUCUCCGUUGUACUCGUUUUCUGUGGCGGAGUCUCCGUUGUACUCGUUUUCUCUGACGGAGUCUCCGUUGUACUCGUUUUCUGUGGCGGAGUCUCCGUUGUACUCGUUUCCUCUAGCGGAGUCUCCGUUGUACUCGUUUUCUCUGACGGAGUCUCCGUUGUACUCGUUUUCUCUGGCGGAGUCUCCGUUGUCCUCGUUUUCUCUGACGGAGUCUCCGUUGUACUCGUUUUCUCUGACGGAGUCUUCGUUGUUCUCGUUUUCUGUGGCGGAGUCUUCGUUGUCCUCGUUUUCUGUGGCAGAGUCUUCGUUGUACUCGUUUUCUCUAGCGGAGUCUCCGUUGUCCUCGUUUUCUCUGACGGAGUCUCCUUUGUACUCGUUUUCUAUGAAGGAGACUUCGUUGUACUCGUUUUCCUUGACGGAGUCUCCAUUGUCCUCGUUUUCUCUAGUGGAGUCUCCGUUUUACUCGUUUUCUCUGACGGAGUCUCCUUUGUACUCGUUUUCUAUGACGGAGACUUCGUUGUACUCGUUUUCUCUGACGGAGUCUUCGUUGUCCUCGUUUUCUCUGACGGAGUCUCCGUUGUACUCGUUUUCUGUGGCGGAGUCUCCGUUGUACUCGUUUUCUCUGACGGAGUCUCUUUUGUACUCGUUUUCUCUGACGGAGUCUCUUUUGUACUCGUUUUGUCUGACGGAGACUUCGUUGUCCUCGUUUUCUCUAGAGGAGUCUCCGUUGUCCUCGUUUUCUCUGACGGAGUCAACGGAUUCUCCGUUGUACUCGUUUUCUGUGGCGGAGUCUCCGUUGUCAUCGUUUUCUCUAGAGGAGUCUCCGUUGUACUCGUUUUCUCUAGAGGAGUCUCCGUUGUCCUCGUUUUCUCUGACGGAGUCUCCGUUGUACUCGUUUUCCUUGACGGAGUCUUCGUUGUCCUCGUUUUCUCUAGUGGAGUCUCCGUUUUACUCGUUUUCUCUGACGGAGUCUCCUUUGUACUCGUUUUGUCUGACGGAGUCUCCGUUGUACUCGUUUUCUCUAGAGGAGUCUUCGUUGUCCUCGUUUUCUCUGACGGAGUCUCCGUUGUACUCGUUUUCUCUAGAGGAGUCUCCGUUGUCCUCGUUUUCUCUAGUGGAGUCUCCGUUGUACUCGUUUUCUCAGACGGAGUCUCCAUUGUACUCGUUUUGUGUGGCGGAGUCUCCGUUGUACUCGUUUUCUCUAGAGGAGUCUCCGUUGUCCUCGUUUUCUCUGACGGAGUCUUCGAUGUCCUCGUUUUCUCAGGCGGAGUCUCCGUUGUCCUCGUUUUCUCAGACGGAGUCUCCAUUGUACUCGUUUUCUCUGACGGAGUCUCCGUUGUCCUCGUUUUCUCUGACGGAGUCUCCGUUGUACUCGUUUUCUCUAGAGGAGUCUCCGUUGUCCUCGUUUUCUGUGGCAGAGUCUCCGUUGUACUCGUUUUCUCUAGAGGAGUCUCCGUUGUCCUCGUUUUCUCUAGCGGAGUCUCCGUUGUACUCGUUUUGUGUGGCGGAGUCUCCGUUGUACUCGUUUUCUCUAGCGGAGUCUCCGUUGUCCUCGUUUUCUCAGACGGAGUCUCCAUUACGGAGUCUCCAUUGUACUCGUUUUCUCUGA
This is a messenger RNA of Ylistrum balloti, 2472 nucleotides long. RefSeq names its product mucin-17-like. Lineage: Eukaryota; Metazoa; Mollusca; Bivalvia; Pectinida; Pectinidae. The record is from RefSeq and is a predicted model, not a curated record. The transcript has 3 exons. Bases 1 to 2472 code for a protein of 823 amino acids.